UACAUUUAACAGUUCAUUCUCAGAAAAAAAAAUAAAAAAAAAUGGAGAAGGCAAGCGUUCGAGUUCCAUGUCCUAAGCUUCUCCUCUGCAAGAACGAACCAGCUGGCCUCCAAUGGCUGAUCGGAUCCCCAUUCUUCCCGCCACUCACCGUCGUCUCCACACUAAAAUGCAUCCACACCGAUUCCUCCUCCUCAUCUCCAGACUACACCAGAGAAUCAGAAGAGCUUCGGACGUUACUGUUAAAAGGAUUUCACGUCAUCGGAGCUUUAGUUGUGGCCAAUUCCGACGAAGAGAAGCACGCCGGCGAGGCUAUUGCUGCGGCGAGAAGGUUAGGAAAGCUUGUGUGUGGUGGAAGUGAGAAAUUGGAUGAGCAGGAAGUAAUUGGAGCUGUUGCAGAGUCUAAAGGUGGAGGCAUUCGGUUUUUCGUGUCGAAAUCGGAGAGUUCUAGGAGCUUUGAGUGUGUUGAUGUGGUGUAUGAAGAUGAUCCUGAGAAGUUUGUUUGGGAGAGGGGUUGUUUGAUUCGAUGUGAGCUUCCUUUGAAGCUGCCGAUUUACUAUCCAGUAAACAAGCCUUCUGAUUCCGAACGGAUCUUGCAGCGUGCAAUUGAAGCAGUUGUUUCCAAGUUCAAAGACCCAAAGGCUGCAUACCUGGUAGAAACUCUAAGCAAAACUUCAUCUGAAGUACCUCAGCCUGUCAUCAUUCGUGGUGGAGAUUUGGAUUUUGACAUGGAUCUCUCAAAUGUCAAACUUUUGGGUGAAAGUGGCCAUGAUUCUGAUGCUAAGUUCUUGCCAUGUUCUCAUUUUUGUUUGGAGAGUAAAAAAGACUCCCGCGAGUAUUCUGCUGAGCAUGCAGAUAGAAUCCAAGUAAAUAUUCUGCUCAAUAGUUCAGAGAAAUCUCAAAAAUCUACUGCACCUGUAGCAGAAUAUUUUCCAGCUCUGGAAGAAGUUAGAAUUUUGGUUGUAGAUUUCAAGCUAGAAGUGCUCUGUUAUGCAGCCAAAGGUCUCUCACUGGUGCAUGCAGUUUCAAAGUUAGUCAUCCCAGGGUUAGUUGAUCAGUUAAAUAGAGUAGGAAAGACUGUCCUGCCCAACCUCUUAGAGCAACGUCCUCAGCUACAUCCCUAUCACUUUAAUCCUCCUGGUUUUCUGCAUCCGGUUACUGUUAUUUAUGAACUCAACUAUGGCGAAACAGAGAUGAAGCAAGUUGAAGUUAGGAAAUCCCUACACUUAAGGCUGGGUUUACCUUGUGAUCGUCCGCUUUUAAGAAUUGCUAAUGCUCUGGAUUUCUCUGGCGUAAGGAGCGACCCAACACGAAAAGGUACUACUUUGCUUAAAGAUGUACACAUUGGGAUUCCAAGCAGUGGAGUUUCAGGGGGCAGUGUGUCUCUGGUGCAAGGCUCUUAUGAGUACUACCAUUAUCUACAAGAUGGAUUUAAUGACUCGGGCUGGGGUUGUGCUUACCGUUCUCUUCAAACGAUCAUUUCAUGGUUCAGACUCCAACACUAUACAUCUAUAGAUGUUCCCUUGCAUAGGGAAAUACAACAGUCACUUGUAGAGAUUGGCGAUAAGGAUCCUUCUUUCAUUGGGUCACGUGAAUGGAUUGGUGCCAUUGAGUUGAGCUUUGUUCUGGACAAGCUUUUGGGAGUUAGUUGCAAAGUCAUGAAUUUUAGAUCUGGAGCUGAGCUUCCCGAAAAAUGUCGAGAGCUGGCUUUGCACUUUGAGAAUCAAGGAACACCUAUUAUGAUUGGUGGUGGAGUUCUUGCAUAUACCCUCUUGGGAGUUGAUUACAAUGACGCAAGCGGAGACUGUGCGUUUCUUAUACUUGAUCCUCACUAUACAGGCAACGAUGAACACAAGAAAAUAGUAAACGGUGGAUGGUGUGGGUGGAAAAAGGCUGUUGAUAGCAAGGGAAAGAGUUUCUUUUUGCAUGAUAAGUUCUACAAUCUUCUGCUUCCACAGAGGCCUGAUAUGGUUUGAACUGCAAAAUAUCUUCAGAAUCACACAGCUGUACCAGGAAUGACUUUCAAAUUUGAAGGCAGUUUAUAGCUAGUUACGAACAUUAGGUUAAGUGAAUGUAUUCAGUGCCGGUAUAUUGGAAUUCAUAAUUUGAAGGCAGUUUAUAGCUAGUUACGAACAUUAGGUUAAGUGAAUGUAUUCAGUGCCGGUAUAUUGGAAUUCAUUCUGUAAUUUGGACCGUGAUUACAGCUGGGUACUUGUUCA
This is a messenger RNA of Rosa rugosa (rugosa rose), 2216 nucleotides long. RefSeq names its product probable Ufm1-specific protease. The coding region runs from base 42 to 1973 and encodes 643 amino acids. The transcript has 13 exons. NCBI's taxonomy places the organism in Eukaryota, Viridiplantae, Streptophyta, Magnoliopsida, Rosales, Rosaceae. The record is from RefSeq and is a predicted model, not a curated record.